This is a messenger RNA of Melopsittacus undulatus (budgerigar), 3238 nucleotides long. It is a transcript of the gene KLHL26, whose product is annotated as kelch like family member 26. Gene Ontology annotation, molecular function: protein binding. NCBI's taxonomy places the organism in Eukaryota, Metazoa, Chordata, Aves, Psittaciformes, Psittaculidae. The transcript has 3 exons. The record is from RefSeq and is a predicted model, not a curated record. The coding region runs from base 140 to 1903 and encodes 587 amino acids.
GGCCCCGCCGCGGGCCCUUCCCGUUCCUGCGCCUUUAACGCGGCCCCUGCAGGCCGGGGCCCGAACAUGGCGGAGUCCGGCGGGGCCGAGUUCGCCGCGGAGCCGCCGAGCAGCCUGUCUCUCUUGUUCUGUUUUUAGCAUGGCUGACAAGAACAGCACCCUGAAAUGCACGUUCUCUGCUCCUGGCCACAGCACCACUCUACUGCAGGGACUGGCCUCGCUCCGAGCUCAGGCUCAGCUGCUUGAUGUCAUCCUCACUAUAAAUAAUGAAGUGUUUCAGGUUCAUAAAGUUGUCUUGGCUGCCUGCAGUGACUAUUUCAGGGCAAUGUUUGCAGGCGGGAUGAGAGAAGCCAGCCAAGAUGUGAUUGAACUGAAAGGUCUAUCUGCAAAAGGACUGAAGCACAUUAUAGACUUUGCGUACAGCGCUGAAGUGACUCUUGAUCUUGACUGCAUUCAGGAUGUGCUGGGAGCUGCUGUCUUCCUCCAGAUGGUGCCUGUCGUAGAGCUCUGCGAAGAAUUCCUGAAGUCUGCCAUGAGCGUAGAAACGUGUCUCAAUAUCGGGCAGAUGGCCACCACCUUCAGCCUCGCAUCCUUGAAGGAAUCAGUAGAUGCAUUCACUUUUAGGCAUUUCCUGCAGAUCUCUGAGGAAGAGGAUUUCCUCCACCUGCCCCUGGAGCGCCUUGUUUUCUUCUUGCAGAGCAAUAAGCUGAAAAGCUGCAGUGAAAUAGAUCUGUUCCGGGCCGCCGUCCGGUGGCUGCAGUAUGACCCAACCCGCCGUGCCAACGCCAGCCAGGUCCUCUGCCAUAUCCGCUUCCCACUGAUGAAGUCCUCGGAGCUGGUGGACAGCGUCCAGACCUUGGACAUCAUGGUGGAAGAUGUCUUGUGCCGGCAGUAUCUGCUGGAGGCCUUCAACUACCAGAUCCUGCCCUUCCGGCAGCAUGAGAUGCAGUCCCCUCGCACCACCAUCCGCUCGGAUGUCCUGUCCCUCAUCACCUUCGGUGGCACUCCCUACACCGACAACGACCGCACUGUGAGCUGCAAGGUCUACUACCUGCCGGAUGCCAGCGUGAGGCAGUUCAAGGAGCUGACGGAGAUGGAGGUGGGCAGCAGCCACUCCUGCGUGGCCGUGCUCGACAACUUCGUCUACAUCGUUGGAGGGCAGCACCUGCAGUACCGGAGCGGGGAGGGAGCUGUGGACAUCUGCUACCGCUACGAUCCGCACCUGAACCAGUGGCUGCGCAUCCAGGCCAUGCAGGAGAGCAGGAUCCAGUUCCAGCUCAACGUCCUGCAUGGCAUGGUGUAUGCCACCGGUGGGAGGAACCGCUCGGGGAGCCUGGCCUCUGUGGAGAAGUAUUGCCCCCAAAAUAAUGAGUGGACCUACGUGUGCUCCCUGAAACGCAGGACGUGGGGGCACGCGGGAGCCACGGUGGGAGGCAAGUUGUACAUCUCAGGUGGGUACGGCAUCUCGGUGGAAGACAAGAAAGCCUUGCACUGCUACGACCCCACUGCGGAUCAGUGGGAGUUUAAAACCCCAAUGAAUGAGCCCAGAGUUCUGCAUGCCAUGGUCAGUGCAAAUAGCAGGAUUUAUGCUUUGGGAGGACGCAUGGACCAUGUUGACCGUUGCUUUGAUGUUUUGGCUGUGGAAUAUUAUGUGCCUGAAACAGACCAAUGGACCACGGUGAGCCCGAUGCGCGCGGGGCAGUCGGAAGCAGGCUGUUGUUUACUAGACAAAAAGAUUUAUAUUGUAGGAGGGUACAAUUGGCAUCUGAACAAUGUCACCAGCAUCGUGCAGGUGUAUAACACCGAAACUGAUGAAUGGGAAAGGGACCUACAUUUCCCAGAGUCUUUUGCUGGGAUAGCAUGUGCUCCCGUUAUCCUGCCGCAAGGAAUGACCCAGAGAUAACUCCGUGCGACGGCGUCAGCCCGUGAAAUCGCCUCGUGUUGCAUGUGAUCAGAUGCUGUGUUGUUCCUUUGUUGUUUGCAAAUGGUUUUGUGCAUUUUGUGGGUGAGGGAAGGAGAAAAAUAGCUUGUGUUCCCUCCUCCAUGAAGUCCCUCCUCCUCUUCUGUAGUGUUCUGGCAAGCGUGUUCCAUCAGAAGCACUUGUCAGCUAGUUAGACUUAACAGAUGUUACAGCUGGAAAAAGCUUUCCUCUUCCUUUUUUUUCCUGGUUGGAUGGGGGAUGCAUUUUGCCAACUCUUCAUCUUUGUAACAAUAUUCCACAUUGCAAACCAUGGCCAGCUCAGGGGGCACUGGGGACUGGGGGAUGUUCAACAGAGUUCAGGUGUGAUUUUUGUAUUACUAGCUCCAAACAUGGAUGUCGCUCCUUUGUUUUUUUAGCAGACAAACAAACCAAAAGCUGUAAAACACACUGACCUCCAGAAGCAAUAACGGGACAGUGGGAGCUCCAGGAGCUCAGGUGCUUGGAUCAGGAAAGCAGAUUCUUGCUUUUCAAAGGUAACUUUUGGGGUUUCUUUCCCCUUUUCAAAGGGGAGUACUUAGCCCUGCACACCUCUGGUCUCCGUUGGUUCUCCACUGCUUGGAUCACCCUGCGAUUCCAGAUCCCUUCCUCACCCCAUCCAGACAGCAGCAUGAUCCUCUAGUCCAGAAGUUCUCCCUACCUGGGGCAUUCAGUGUUUGCCACACUAAAGCCAUGACAAUAGCUACAUUAUGUACAAAUGAGCAGGAUUCUUUUCCUUAUGAGUGCCAAGAAUUUGGCUGCCCUGGCAAUAAGAGCUGUGGCUGCUCGGCUGGGCUGAGCCCCAGGGAGCACCCAGAGGCUCUGGUUUGGGUCCUGCUGCCUUUGCCUUGCCACCAAUAUGUGUCCAUCCAAACUCCUUUUGUGCAGGAAAAGGGGUGGGUGCUACUUCUUCAGAAGCUUGAAGGUUUUCUCCCCUGACUUGUCAAUAAGCUACUCGGCAUCGUAACGUGAUGGAAGUCAAAGUGGAAUGGGGUUUGUUGUUGUUGUUGUUGCCAAUGGGUAUUUUAAAUGAAGAGAUUAAUUUGAAGAUGACUCUGUAAUUUUGGUGACAUCUGUAUUUGCUGCACAGGGUUCGGUUCCUUCCUGAACUUUCCUCCAAGCCAUUUUGUCUAAUUCAUUUGACCAGUUAAUAAAUGGAAGGUUUUCUGUUCCAAGGGCUGUGUUUGUACCCGAACGAGUUUGAUUUCGAUGUAUGCAGCCUUCUUUUUAGACAAACUUGCAUUCUUCUGUUGAAUAAAUACUGUGCUGUAACCCUUUAGA